AUGGAGCUUUUCAACAACAACAAUACUGUUCCUAUGAGUAACGCUCUUGGCAUGACACCGGCCUGCUUCGCCAUCUUCGUGAAAGAAGUGCGUCUGCACACCGAUGUCGUCCCCUCGAAGCACGUGACCGUCGAGGAGAAACUCGCUAUGCUGCUGUACUGGCUGCGGGGCUCCGAGUCUUAUCGUAAACUCGACAAAGUGUUUAAAAGGUCAUUGGAUACCAUCAGUCGGUCAGUAGUUCCUGCACUCAUGUCCUACUUCCUGACAGAACAAUUCCGCUGCUCUGUUCCUCCCAGACUCGCACUAGUACUCAUGCACCUUCCCAUUUGCGUCGCAGUUAUUUGCCAGAAACACUCGGAUUACUCGUACACAGCGACCUCAGAAAACAGUACGUUGUUCAGCCCACGGCAGACACGCCCACACCGAGCGUUAUCACCGACAAUCCUCGGUUUGCACGAUAUUUUGGCGAUUGCAUCGGCGCCAUUGACGGAACGCUCGGCCCUUGGUACUCAACGGCCCACGAUGCCGAGCGAUGGAUCGAUCGAAACGGAGACAAGACACAAAACAUACUCGCCGCUACGACUUUCGAUCAUCGCUUCUGCUAUCUUCAGAGCGGCUGCGAAGGUUCUGCUCACGAUCAGCAAGCGUGGGAUUGGGCACGCGAACGGGACCUCGUCAUCCCCGAAGGCAAAUACUAUCUUGGCGAUGCAGGCUUUGCAACCAGCGAGGAGUGCAUGACACCGUACAGAAACGUCCGAUACCACCUCGAAGAGUGGCUACUGGGUAGCCAAAGGUAAUUCGCUGUUGUAGGACAUGUGUUUUGUACCUUGUACACUCGCGAUGCCAAUGGUCCGAUCAUGGAUAAAGGUAGGGGAGUUUGCUCCAAGGGUCCCGCGCUGACAAUCCGUGCCUGAAUGUCCUCACCGCAGUCCCCAGAACCCACAAGAGCUUUUCAACUUGCGUCAUGCUUCUCUGAGGAACGCCGUGGAACGUAUCAUCGCGGUCACUAAGCGCCAGUUCGCUGUGCUCGUGGGCCAUCCUCGAGAGCUGCCGGCAGAACACCAAGCGAGGAUCCCGCAUGCUUGCGCGCUGCUACACAACUUCAUCCAAUUCAACGACCCGAUUAACGCACGAACAGGUGAACCUCGCUCGGUGUCCACAGAAGAAGAAGAACGGCAACUCUUGAGGGAGAUUGCUGCGGCGACGGACCUCAACGAUUCCGAAAACGAGUAUCAUCCCGACAGUGACCACGAGCGACAGCGUCGAGCCCACGUUUCCACUUCCGCCAGCAAACGUCGGAUGGAGGAUCUCAGAGACAACAUCGCCGAGCGGAUGUGGGCGGAUUACCAGACUUACGAAACGGAGGCCCGCCGACUGGCUGCACACGCGUCAGAUGAGCAAUCGAUACGGAGAGCGGAACUCAGGGAGCUCUACUUGCUAUGGACUAGAGAGAUUUGA
Messenger RNA from Microbotryum saponariae, 1458 nucleotides. NCBI's taxonomy places the organism in Eukaryota, Fungi, Basidiomycota, Microbotryomycetes, Microbotryales, Microbotryaceae. The record is from the annotation of a GenBank genome assembly.